AUGUUAGCUGCCUUGAGAAAUAUCCCCAUAUACGAAGACUUGAAUUGGGGUCUAGCAUUCGUUGGAUUCACUUCCUCCCUCGGUGCUCUUGGGUUUGGCUAUGACAAUGGAUGGUGGGGUAGUGCUCUAGGACUCUCCGAGUUCAAGCGCAAAUAUGGCUCAUACAAUCCGACAUUGGAUGAAUGGAGCAUCCCAUCGGAAAAGCUGUCUGUUGGAACUGGCACUGGCUCAGCUGGUAUCAUUCUUGGCUGCAUAAUUUCUCCAAUUAUUACCUCGAAAUAUGGUCGCAAGGCUGGGUUCCUGGUCCUGUCACUACUCAUCACGCUUGGUGUUGUGCUGGAAGCCAGCGCUGUGACUUCCUUUUGGCAGAUUGUUGUUGGUAGAAUCAUUGUUUAUUCUGGCAUUGGACUCGCUUCAAAUGUUGUUCCAAUGUAUCUAUCUGAGUGCUCGCCACCACGUGUUCGAGGAGCAUUCCUUGCGAUCUACUCAUUCUUCACUUCACUCGGGGUGUUCAUUGCCACGUUGGUGGUGUACCUGUCGCGGAAUCGCACUGAUCAAUGGCAAUAUCUUAUCGUCAUCUGUUGUCAACUAUUUGUCCCACUCGGAUACUUCAUAGCGUUACCAUUCCUCCCCGAAUCACCGCGAUACCUCAUUUACAAGCAAAGAUAUCAAGAAGCAGAAGAGGUGAUGAGAAAACUCUACAAAAAGGACAACAUCGCACAAGAAGUCGAAAUACUCAAACUCCAAAUCGAAGAACAAAGAGAACUCCACAAAGCUACUUCCCUGUUGGACUGUUUCCAAGGGACUAACCUUCCCCGAACAAUCGCAUGCAUGGGCGUUCAGAUCCUACAACAAGCCCAAGGUGUCUCAUUUAUCCAAAACUUCAUCGUUACUUUCAUGCAACAACUCGGUUUCCCGGAUCCCCUCCGAACAAACGUCCUAGUCACCGGAUGCUCAUUCGCCAGCCACAUCAUCACAUUCAUCACCUUCGACCAACUAGGUCGUCGCUGGUCACUGAUUCUCGGCUCGAUCGGGCUAGCAGCGACAAUGAUAUCAACAGGUGGUGCCAUCGAAUCAAGCAAUAUUGUAGCCAAUCUAUCCCUACAAGCCAAGAAUGCUUGUGCAGCCCUUCUGAUUCUUUGGUACUGUAUUUAUGGCUUUACUUGGGGACCGGGAUGCUGGAUCGUCACCGGUGAAGUAGGAACGGGCCAGUUGCGUGAGCGCACCAUCUUUCUCGCUUCUAUGGGUAGCUUUUUGACGUCCGUUCCGAUCAACUUUGUCAACCCCUAUGUGCAGGCUAGUAUCGGCGGCCGUGUGACGUUUAUCUAUGGGGCGUUCUCAGUUGCGGCGCUGGUUUUCGUGUGGUUUUUUGUGCCUGAGACAAAGGGAAGGUCGCUGGAAAAUAUCGAUGAGAUGUUCCAGGCACAGGUUCCGGUGUGGAGGUUUAAUAGAUAUAUUUGUACUGGGUUGGGUGCACAAAUGGGGGGCAAGAAGUAUCCGGUCGGUCAUGCUGAUACUAACGAUGAGAAACGGGACGGUCCUACUACGGAGGAGGUGGAAUAG
Messenger RNA from Penicillium crustosum, 1563 nucleotides. RefSeq lists its product as uncharacterized. Bases 1 to 1563 code for a protein of 520 amino acids. NCBI's taxonomy places the organism in Eukaryota, Fungi, Ascomycota, Eurotiomycetes, Eurotiales, Aspergillaceae. The record is from RefSeq and is a predicted model, not a curated record. Gene Ontology annotation, biological process: transmembrane transport; carbohydrate transport. Gene Ontology annotation, molecular function: carbohydrate:proton symporter activity. The transcript has 3 exons. Gene Ontology annotation, cellular component: membrane.